Messenger RNA from Manduca sexta (tobacco hornworm), 596 nucleotides. RefSeq names its product phospholipase A2-like. NCBI's taxonomy places the organism in Eukaryota, Metazoa, Arthropoda, Insecta, Lepidoptera, Sphingidae. Gene Ontology annotation, biological process: phospholipid metabolic process; lipid catabolic process; arachidonate secretion. Gene Ontology annotation, molecular function: A2-type glycerophospholipase activity; calcium ion binding. The record is from RefSeq and is a predicted model, not a curated record. The transcript is spliced from 3 exons. The annotation marks the transcript as partial.
UAUUUUGUACAUUAUUUUCCAGAUUGGUUUCGCCAGCUGACUUACGACGAAAUUUAUAACAAUACACAAUACGCCCAAAUAAGGCAAACACCAAAAAACGUAGUCACAUUUAGUAAAUAUAAUAAAUAUAGUAGCGUUGAAGUAAUUAAGUCCAAUGAAAUAGAAUAUAACGACAAAAGCAGCAGCAAAUUGUUGGUCGGAUUUGCGCGAGAUCCAUUUAGAUAUUCGGUGCCGGAGGAAGAUUAUGCAAGGGGUGUCAGAUACGUGCAACCCCCUAAAGGAGAUAGGGGAAAGAGAGGCGUGUUCCAUCUCUACAAUAUGAUAUAUUGCGCGACUGGAUGCGAGCCACUUUCCUACAAGGGCUAUGGUUGCUACUGCGGAUUCCUUGGCAAUGGCAGACCUACUGAUGGGAUAGACAGAUGCUGCAAGAUGCACGACCAGUGCUACGAGAAUAUCUACUGUCCGUUUUACACGGUAUACUUCCAGCCUUACUACUGGCAUUGUUACCACGGCGAGCCGCUCUGCGCCCUCGAGAACUACCAGUCACAAAACCAUGUAGUCAACGGCUGCGCUGCGAGGUUGUGCGAGUGUGAUAG